CCGGGGCCGGGGCGCUACGGAGUCUCCUGGACGCGCCGCUCCUGCCGCUCCCCCUCAGCCGGCAGGGCCGGGCCCGCCAUGGCCCCCGCAUGGAUCGGCCGCCUCUGCCUCCUCCUGCUCUGCCUCUGCGGGGAGGCCGCCGCGGGGCGAGACUUCUACAAGAUCCUGGGGGUGUCCCGCGGCGCCUCCAUCAAGGACAUCAAGAAGGCCUAUCGCAAACUGGCGCUGCAGCUCCAUCCCGACAGGAACCCCGACGACCCCCGGGCUCAGGAGAAGUUCCAGGACCUGGGCGCUGCCUACGAGGUGCUGUCAGAUGAGGAGAAGAGGAAGCAGUACGAUGCCUAUGGUGAGGAGGGCCUGAAGGAUGGGCACCAGAGCUCCCACGGAGACAUCUUCUCCCACUUCUUUGGGGACUUUGGAUUCAUGUUUGGAGGAAACCCUCGCCAGCAAGACAGGAAUAUUCCCCGAGGAAGUGACAUCAUCGUGGACCUGGAGGUCACACUGGAGGAGGUGUAUUCAGGAAACUUUGUAGAAGUUGUCAGGAACAAGCCAGUGGCAAGACAGGCGCCUGGCAAACGGAAAUGCAACUGCAGGCAGGAGAUGAGAACCACCCAGCUGGGGCCUGGGCGCUUCCAGAUGACUCAGGAAGUUGUUUGUGAUGAAUGUCCCAACGUCAAACUGGUGAAUGAGGAGCGGACGCUGGAAGUGGAGAUAGAGCCAGGGGUGAGGGAUGGCAUGGAGUAUCCCUUCAUCGGGGAAGGUGAGCCCCACGUGGAUGGGGAGCCAGGAGAUUUGCGCUUCCGAAUAAAAGUUCUUAAGCACCCAGUGUUUGAAAGGAGAGGAGAUGACUUGUACACAAACGUGACAAUCUCGCUGGUCGAGGCACUGACAGGCUUUGAGAUGGACAUUGCUCAUUUGGAUGGGCACAAGGUUCACAUUGCCCGGGAUAAAACCACAAAACCUGGUGCCAAGCUGUGGAAGAAGGGAGAAGGUCUUCCGAACUUUGAUAACAACAACAUCAAAGGCUCCCUAAUAAUCACCUUUGACGUGGAGUUCCCCAAGGAGCAGCUGACACCUGAGCAGCGGGAAGGUCUCAAGCAGCUGUUGAAACAAGGAUCAGUGCAGAAGGUCUACAACGGAUUGCAGGGAUAUUGAUGUGUGGAAAAAUUGGACUUCCCUGGAAAUGCAAAGUCAGAUUUGUUUGCAGUCUUUUCUCCUGCCCACUGUAGAAGAGGGAAGAGGGAGGGGGGCGAUGGUUGAGGUUUAGCUCAUCUUUGGUUUGUAAAUUAUGGAAGUGCUCAGAGUUUGGGGAAAUACUUUUUCAGGACAUAACUGGUGCUGCCUAUCAUGUUCCAUGUCCUGGAACAACAGAGAUUCCUUGAGCAGGAAAACAGCUGGGGAAAGAAGUUUUAAAUUCCACACAGAUUGGAAUUUCUGGUUUUUAAAUAUAUUUUGAUGUGACUUUUCUUGGCCAUCUCAACAUAUUUUCAUAGCUGCUCCUGCUUUUUACAUCCUUUGUGUAAAUUUCUUCUGAAUUCCUGUUGUUUUGGGGUGAUAUUUUUAAUCCCAGCCCUUCCUCCCCUUCCCCUCUGAGUCCAGAGUGUGGUAUUGGUUCACAGACUAGUUUUGGGGCAGGAAUACUGGUGCUGUUGGGAGUGCACUGGGGGCUGUGUUAGGCCCCACAAUUGUUUGGGAAAAGAGUCUCUCGAUGCCUCUGUGGGCUCUCUUAACUACCAAGUCCCAAGAGUCAACACCUGGUUUGAAAUUUGAAGUUGCACCAGCUUAGCAAAGACUCCUUGGCCAUGGUGGAAUUUGGGAAUGGCUCCUCAUGGCCUUGGUUGUCCCUCGUUGCCCCCACGUGGAACCAGUCUGGAAAAGCUCCCUCCCCUCCUGCGCUCUGUCCUCCGUGAGGACGGGUGAGGCUGAUGGGAAUAAACUGUUGGAGUUGGAAUGGCAAAA
Molecule: messenger RNA, 1959 nt
Organism: Parus major (Great Tit)
Lineage: Eukaryota; Metazoa; Chordata; Aves; Passeriformes; Paridae
Gene: DNAJB11
Product: DnaJ heat shock protein family (Hsp40) member B11
Exons: 10
Coding region: 79-1155 (358 amino acids)
Biological process (GO): protein folding; protein maturation
Cellular component (GO): endoplasmic reticulum
Molecular function (GO): misfolded protein binding
Source: RefSeq, a predicted model, not a curated record